UAUAAAUAUAUGAUUGGAUUUUACAAGUCAUUAAUAAAAACCAUUCCUAGAUUCAACAUAGUCUAUGGUUAUGUACCAAAAAGGUCUCCUUUUGAUAAAACUCAUUACAUUGAUAAUUACAUACCAAGAUAAAUACCUUAUCCAAAAUCAAGAAGACCUAGAUUAUCAUAAUGGGAUGAUGAAUAAACAGUUUGGCCAGUUAUUCCACCAUCACCUAUUCUUCCAAGAAAAAAAUUAUUAUAAUAAUUAGAAUAAGAAGAAUAUGAAAGACUAUAAAUAAUUAAAGUAAAUGCAUUUAAUAAUUAAAGCCUAUGACAUUCCCUGAUUUCAGAGUUGGUGAUGUAAUUUAAGUUAAAUGGAUUCAUAAUAUGAGUGAACCUACUAUGAAUACUUAUUAAGGUUUAUGUGUUGGAAAAAGAAGAUCAAAUUCAUUAGAUGCUUCAUUCAAAUUCAUUUUUAGAUAUUGUGGUGUAGAUGUUUUCAUGAAUGUCAAAUAAAAUUCACCUUAUCUUAAAGAAGUGAGUAUUCUAAAAAAGGGAUCAGGUAAUAUAAGAAAUAAAGUUGCUUUGUUUACUAAGAGAAUAGCUAAACAAUAAUUUAUUACUCCAAUAUUAAAAAAAGGAAAACCUGUCAGAAGAAAGGAUGAUCCAAUCCGUAAGAGAAGUUCAAGGUCAAGAACUUCCUUGUCUAUGCUUAAAUCAAUUGUUGAUCCAUUAUUGGUAGAAAAACCAGUUGAAAAGAAAAAAGUACAUAAAAAGAAAUAAUAAUAAUCAGAAACUAUUGUAGAGCCAAAUGAAAAUAAUAAUAAAUAAUCAUGAGUCUUUAAGUUUACGUAUAAAUAUAAUAAG
This is a messenger RNA of Paramecium sonneborni, 848 nucleotides long. NCBI's taxonomy places the organism in Eukaryota, Ciliophora, Oligohymenophorea, Peniculida, Parameciidae. The record is from the annotation of a GenBank genome assembly.